Molecule: messenger RNA, 769 nt
Organism: Echinops telfairi (small Madagascar hedgehog)
Lineage: Eukaryota; Metazoa; Chordata; Mammalia; Afrosoricida; Tenrecidae
Product: salivary lipocalin-like
Exons: 7
Coding region: 25-498 (157 amino acids)
Molecular function (GO): small molecule binding; odorant binding
Source: RefSeq, a predicted model, not a curated record
AAUAUUGGGGCAAGAAGCUUCCACAUGGCAAAGGCUGCAGGAGAAUGGUAUUCUAUUCUUUUGGCCUCCGAUGACAAAGAAAAGAUAGAAGUAAAUGGUCCCAUGAGGUUGUUUGUGGAAUCCAUGCAAGUCUUAGACAACUCUUCCUUGUACUUUAGAUUCCAUACAAAGGUAGAUGGAGAGUGUAUGCCACUUGAUUUUGUUUGUGACAAAGUGCCCUCCAAAAAUGGCCUGUAUCACACCAACUAUGAGGGAGAGAAUAUGUUUCAAGUACUUGACACCAACUAUGAGUCGUUUAUAAUAUUUCAUCUCAUAAAUCUCAAUAAGGGGACCGUGUUCCAAAUUAUGGAGCUCUACGGGCGACGACCAGAUGUCAGCAAAAAAAUUAAGAAAAAGUUUAUGGAGGCUUGCAAACAAAAUGGAAUUCCUGAGAAAAAUGUAAUAGACCUGACCAGAGUUGAUCGUUGUCUCCAGGAACGAGGUGUGGAAGAGGUCUAGGACUCCAGUGCAACCGAGGACCCCCGUGAAGCAAGCACUCCGUGUUCAGUGAGAGUGAAAACUUCCUCACCUGGGCCCCAGGAUCCUCUCUUCCACGAGCCCCACAUCAUCUGGGAUAAAUUCUAUGACCUGAUUUCCUCACCUGCUUGCACAGAAAAGCAUCUUCAAGAUCUUGCCUAACAGCCUCUGAAGGCCCGUCCGCUGAAGAAUCAAUGGUUUUCUCUGAAAUUCUCUCUGUGCCAUGCCCUGUAGCGCUUUACCACGAAGAACA